GCUCGCGACCUCGUCUCUUCUCUCUCACCCUCGCUUUCAUCUAACAUGCGUGUGAAAACGUGUCGAAAAAUGUUGAUUACAUGUUGGAAAAUUCGACACGCAUUUGACCGCGUGUCCGACGCGCUCCGAUACGUGUCGGACACUACACGGAAGCAUGUUGCACGUGUCUGUGCUUCAUAGGUUAUAGUCGAUCUUCCUUCACUGAACCCUCCCAAUUAGCUCUUUUUAGAGAAGCCCGGUUCUCUUGUGGAUGAGUACAGCUGAGAGAACCGGUCUAGAGAUGGAAUUCAACGGAAGUCAGGCUCUAAUCAUCAUCCUUGCUUUGAUUGUAGGAGGAAUCAUUGUCCUGGGACAACUCAAGAAAUCAAAGAGGAAGGACUCGGAGUCAACCUCAAAACCAGAGGAUGCGUCUGGAGAAGAGAUCGAGGUGUUAAGGAGGGACUCGGAGGAUACCUCAAGAGCGGACAAUGUUUCUGGAGAAGAGAUUGAGGCAUUAAGGAGGGACUCAGAAGAUACCUAGAGAACGGACAAUGCGUCUAGAGAAGAGUACGAUGUGUUUUUAAGUUUCAGGGGAAGUGACACACGCCUAAACUUUACUGAUUACCUUUACCACAGCUUGAAACGUGUGGGGAUCCGUGUUUUCCUUGACAGUGAAGAACUGGAAGAUGGUGGAAAAGUCAGUGAAGUUUUGAAGGCAGUGAAUGAGUCUCGAAUCUAUAUACCCAUCUUCUCUAAAAAUUUCGCUUCAAGUGCAUGGUGUCUCCGUGAGGUAGAACGCAUGGUAGAACAUCAUUUAAAAUCAAAUGGGAAGAAAGUGAUCAUCCCCAUUUUCUGUGACGUGAAGCUGGACGAUGUGAAGCUCCAAACCAAAUUGUACACUAGUGCUAUACUCGAGCACAAACAGACGAAGAAGUUUGCCUCCAAAGUAGUACAGCAGUGGGAAAGUGCCCUUCGAACGGUUGGAAAGAUAAAGGGACAGGAACUUCAUAACAAACGCCAAGGAGAACAAAUUGAAUCGAUUGUUAAUGAGGUUUACCAUAAGCUUAAUACCGGACACAUGAUUGUGACUGAACAUUUGCUUGAAGAUAAUACUCAGCUGGAAGCCAUAAUGAAAUUGUUGGAUGUUAACUCUGAUGGUGUACGUUUCGUUGGUAUCCACGGCAUGGGUGGUAUUGGGAAAACAACUCUUGCCACAGUUUUGUACAACAGAUUAUCUUCUCACUUUGAAGGCUGUAGUUUCCUUCGAGACGUUCGAAAAAAUUGGCAAAAUCCUAAUGGUUCUUUAGACUUGCAGAAAAAGCUCUUAUCAGAUUUUGUCGGUUCUAGCAUUAUUGACCGAAUUAAAGAUGUUGAUAGUGGGAUUAAGAUGAUCAAAAGUGUGUUUGGCAAUAAAAAAGUCAUCAUUGUGCUUGAUGAUCUAGACAAGAAAGAGCAACUAGAAAAGCUAGCUGGGAAAAUUGAUUGGUUUGGUUCUGGUAGCAGGAUCAUUAUCACCACCAGAGAUGAAAGAAUCCUGAUGACCCAAGUGAAAUCAUCCAGUAAAGAGGACCAAAAUCAUCCCAAAGAAAUUGCACGUUAUGCAGUUCGUGAAAUGGCAUUUGAUCGAGCACUUUUGUUGUUUUGUAAGCAUGCUUUUAGAAGUGACUCUCCUAUAAAAGGUUAUGAGGCUCUUUCAGAAGAUAUUGUUCGUAAAGUGGCUAGUCUUCCUUUGGCUAUUGAGGUGAUAGGUUCUUAUCUCUAUGACUAUGGCUUUUGCUUGGAUACACAUAGAGAUCGCAUAAAGCUAUGGAAAGGGACGUUGGAGAAGUUAGAUGAAGGUCCUUAUGAGGAUGUUCGAAAGGCAUUAAAGAUAAGUUAUGACGAAUUGGAGAAAGCGGACAAAGAAGUAUUUUUGGAUAUUGCUUGCUUUUUCACUGACGAGGACCAAACUUAUCCAGUUAUCAUGUGGGAUGAUGGUUGUGGUGACCGUUCUAUGAAUGCAAUUCUUAAGCUCCAACUACGGUCCUUGAUAAAAAUUAAAAAUAAGAAGUUUUGGAUGCAUGACCAAAUUCGAGAUCUAGGAAGGUACAUCGUCCGUGAAGAAUAUCCUUGCAAAGAAAAUCCUAGCAAAUUUAGUAGGGUGUGGACUCAUGAAGUUGCUGUAGAACUUCUGGAGAGCAAAAAGAAAAAUGAACAUGUAGAAGCACUAAGCCUGACUUCCAGUGGCUGCAGCUACGACUUAGCAAAAGAAAAAUUAGCUGAUCUACCAGAACUAAGAUUCCUUCGAGCAAAAGGCUCGCAAUUUUCAGGCGACUUCAAGAAUCUUCUUCCAAAGCUAAGAUGGCUUUCUUGGCAGACAUGGCAAACGAAUGUCCAGGCAAAUAACUUUCACUUUAGUAAAUUGCUUGUGCUCAACCUUACCGAUAGCACUAUUGAAGAUGACUGGGAUGGGUGGAGCCAAAUGAAGGUACGAUAUGCCUUUAUAUACUUCUUUCUAUCAUUACCUCAUUCGUGAUAAUAGCAGCAAGAUAUAUAUUUUACUUAUUUGUAUCAUUACCUCAUAUGAUUGGCAUAAUGGUUACAUGCACUCCCUAUCUUAUUGGAGUGAAGAAUAUAUUUUGCAUGAGA
Molecule: messenger RNA, 2607 nt
Organism: Eucalyptus grandis
Lineage: Eukaryota; Viridiplantae; Streptophyta; Magnoliopsida; Myrtales; Myrtaceae
Product: disease resistance protein RPV1-like
Exons: 4
Coding region: 779-2494 (571 amino acids)
Biological process (GO): signal transduction; defense response
Molecular function (GO): ADP binding
Source: RefSeq, a predicted model, not a curated record